GAAAACGUGGAAAACCCGUUAUGUCCAUAAAAACAAAAGGAAACGAAAGUGGGAUUGGACGGCUUGAAUUUCCCGAAUCUCAGGGCCUUUCCAGAAACGAGGCGAAUCCGAAUCCCGGCUGCUCGCCUUUCCUUUUUCUUCACUGUCUCCAAUGUCCUCGUGGAUCGAUGGCGGGAGCUCGAAAGUGCUUCUUUCCAUACCCUAGUGACCACAAACCCUAGAUCCGACCGUUCCACCACUUCGUCUACUAUGGCAUCCGACGGCGACGCGGGAGGCGGGUGCCGCCACGUUCUUGAGAAACUCACACCCUCCCGCAACGCGGUGGCGGUACUUCUUGGAGGGUUUGUGCUCGGUGCCUCCGUGCUGGCCCUGCACCUCGGUUAUAUGCCGCAGCUAGCGGGGUUGCGGUUGCCAGGGAGGAGGAAGAAGAGACCAGUUCGGGUUUACAUGGACGGGUGCUUUGACAUGAUGCAUUAUGGCCACUGCAACGCCCUUCGGCAGGCGCACGCGCUCGGGGACGAGCUUGUCGUUGGUGUGGUUAGUGAUGCGGAGAUCACGGCGAACAAGGGCCCGCCGGUGACCCCUAUCAACGAAAGAUUGAUCAUGGUUGGUGCAGUUAAAUGGGUUGAUGAGGUCAUCCCGGAUGCUCCCUAUGCUAUCACGGAGGAAUUCAUGAAAAGGCUCUUCAAUGAGUAUAAUAUAGAUUACAUUAUCCAUGGUGAUGAUCCUUGCUUGCUACCAGAUGGCACUGAUGCCUACGCGCUUGCCAAGAAAGCUGGCCGCUAUAAGCAAAUCAAGAGAACUGAAGGAGUGUCGAGCACUGAUAUUGUUGGUCGCAUGCUUCUCUGCGUGAGAGAGAGAUCAAGUGGAGAUCAUCAUACACAUUCUUCCUUACAAAGGCAAUUCAGCCAUGGACAUGGCCCAAGAGUUGAUGAUGGCGGGUCUCCCCGAGGGGGAACACGAAUAUCUCACUUUCUGCCAACAUCUCGCCGUAUAGUUCAAUUUUCUAAUGGAAAGAGUCCUGAUCCCCAUGCCCGAAUAAUCUACAUAGAUGGUGCAUUUGAUCUGUUCCAUGCUGGGCAUGUGGAGAUAUUACGCCUUGCUAAAGCACUUGGAGACUUUUUGCUGGUUGGAAUUCAUACUGAUCAGACUGUGAGGUCGUCUGGUUUUAAUCGAGGGGCACAUCGUCCAAUUAUGAAUCUUCAUGAGAGAAGUUUGAGUGUUUUGGCAUGUCGGUAUGUGGAUGAGGUGAUUAUUGGAGCACCAAGGGAGAUCUCAAAGGACAUGAUUACAACCUUCAAUAUCUCGUUGGUUGUUCAUGGAACAAUUGCUGAAAACAUGGAUUAUAUUAAGCAGGAGAGAUCAAAUCCUUAUUCUAUUCCGAUGGAUAUGGGCAUCUUCAAAAUAAUAGAAAGUCCUUUAGACAUCACAACUAGCACAAUCAUCAAGAGAAUUGUUGCAAAUCAUGAAGCUUUUCAGAAACGAAAUGAGAGGAAGGAAGACAGUGAGAGGAGGUACUACGAGAAUAAGACACAUAUAUCUGGAGACUAACUCCGAUGAAAUUAACCUUCAAUAGCUUGGUAUUUACAAAUACAACAGUUUCUUGAGUUCAUAUCAUUUAAAAAAAAAUAUUUGUAUGGCUUUCAUUUCAGUCCAUGGUACCAUGGGUUGAUCCCAGUUUUGUAUUAUUUAUAAUUCUCCUCCUAGCUGUCUGCUAACUAGCAAUUCGAUUCCAUUAGGGAAAACUUAUAUUAUUAGCCAGCAGAUACAUCUGUGAUUACUUUUCACCCUUUAUUAUAUGAUUGAAUAUAUCAUUUGCUUA
Molecule: messenger RNA, 1822 nt
Organism: Phalaenopsis equestris
Lineage: Eukaryota; Viridiplantae; Streptophyta; Magnoliopsida; Asparagales; Orchidaceae
Product: ethanolamine-phosphate cytidylyltransferase-like
Exons: 9
Coding region: 250-1551 (433 amino acids)
Biological process (GO): phosphatidylethanolamine biosynthetic process
Cellular component (GO): cytoplasm
Molecular function (GO): ethanolamine-phosphate cytidylyltransferase activity
Source: RefSeq, a predicted model, not a curated record